Durusdinium trenchii is the source of this 2886-nucleotide messenger RNA. The record is from the annotation of a GenBank genome assembly. NCBI's taxonomy places the organism in Eukaryota, Dinophyceae, Suessiales, Symbiodiniaceae.
AUGCCACGUGCAACAGACGCCUUGACAGAGAGGCACCCGCAGUCCAACUCCAUCCACCCUGUCCCAGAGCUACAAGGCCUCUUUUGCAGCAUGCGAACCAAUGUGGGUAACUGUCAGCGUUUGCAGCCCUUGGUCCUGGACAUCAUGCAGGUGGACAGCUUCUUGGCCGGGCUUUGUUGGGCCAGCGGUUGCCGGCGGAAACGGAGGGAUGCGGUGGUGGUCUGUGCGGCCACCAUUGCGGCCGGGCCACCAAUGCCGGGUGCUGUGCCUGGCGAACAUCAUAAAGUCCAUCCUGUGGACUUUCAUCCAGAGCACGGCUUGAUCGAAGUCCAUGUGGUGCCGGCAACACCGGCAGCUUCUGAGAGUGACCACAAGGAGGAGGACAAAAAAGACUCCGCGUCACGCUUGUGGUGGGCUGCCUAUAAUGAAGAUAUACUCGAAGUGGAGAAGAUCCUCGAAGAUCUGUCGAAAGACACGAAAGACUCAGAAGGAAAACAAGUAAAAGGAGAAAUUUUGAAAAUGAAUUUGAAAUAUGUGGCGCAUGAGGACAGGCUCAUCGACAGGUUCCGUGAAACUUUCCCAACAGGAGUAACGGUUCUUGGGGCUGCAAUGCUGGGUGGGAAUGCGGAAAUUGUGAAGUUGCUGCUUGAGAAAAAGGCCCUGCUUGGCAUGGACUCUGCAGAGACAGAGAUGCCGGAAAGCAAGACUCAUUGCACAUGUGAAGAUUCUGAUGUGGAGAUUCUUUGCAAACUGCUGCGUCGGCAAGACAUCACAGCAAGAGAGACUUUGAAGGCACUGCUGCUCCAGAAUCCAGAAGAGCAAGCAGGGCUGGGCAAGCUGCAAAACCACAUCCACAGCCUACGUCUUGGGUGUGUUUUGGCCCCACAGGACGGAUUGAACGCGGUAAAGGGUGACAAAAAAAACUGGUGGAAAAAUGGAGCAAAGUACUCUGUUUAUUACAAAGACUUGGCCGACCGGAAUGUUUUUGACACUCGGGUGGUCCAAGUGAAGCACUACAUUCUGCCACUACGCCCUCAGCUUGCAUGUGACGCAAAAUUAAUUGACACUUUGGCCCAGAUUGAGAAUCUGGACGUGCUUGACUUGGACGUGGUCAAAGCCAUCAUCUCGGUUGCGUGGCUCCAAAACAUUGGAGCCAUAGUCUUUGACAAUUGCGUGAGCCUCUUGAAUGUAGCGUUGUUGCUGUUUUUCUCCUACAAUUGCCGCAAUGACAAUGCCAAUUCUGGCCGAGUCCUGCCAAUCUUUCUAGCUGUCCUGCAUGCCAAAGAAUGUAUUGAGUGCUCUAUUUUUUGGUUUUCGGCGUUUGGGGCUUAUUUUCGUGAGAAUGAUGGUCGGCUGUCGGAACAAGCUGAUAUUUACAAUUUUCUUGAUGCCAUCUAUGCUGUAAUUGGAUUUAUCGUAAUUGGAUGGAUCGUAGUUGGACCACUGCUGGUGGAAAAGUACGUUGAAGAAGGUUGGAACAAGGCCUUGCUGGCCAUUUUCUGUGGCAUGGCAUGGCUCAGAUUACUCACCAGUCUUCGAGGAUACAUGUGGCUUGGGGUCAGGUUCCUGCCCAUCAUUAAGGCAAUUUUGGAUUCAGCAUCCUUCUUCUUCAUCACUGGCAUGUGUUUGUUGGCCUCCUCACACGCCUACUACCACAUGGGCCCUCGAAACCCUGAUCCACUGCCGGUUUUCUUUGCGCUUGUCAUCCCGUUUCGACUUGGCAUUUUGGGUGAUUUUCACCUAUUCGAGUUUGAAGGAAAUGACAAUGACACAAAAUAUAUUGAAAAGACUGGCAAGAAUGGCACAUUUUGGGCACCAAUGGACCCCGAACCAGGCGAUGACCACUUCGCCAUCAUGUUGAUUUUCUUCAUGACAAGCAUCGGCAUUACACUUGUGCUCAUGAACAUGUUCAUCGCGGUGCUCACACAAAACUUAGAGGUAUUCCAGGGCAUGUCCCGGCAGAUGUUUAUCAAGUCCAGGGCUAAAAUGCUGAAGGAACUGAAUCAGCGUCCUUGGAACAAAUGUUUGUGCUGUUGCCCUAGCAGUCGCUUGCCAGAAAAACCUAUCGAAAUUUACCCGGAGAAUACUGGCAUCCUAUUUUGUAUCCUGUGUCCGCUGACAGUUGUCUUUGGCUUUCAAGGCCGCAUUUGGUUUUGGAGUCAAUGCAAAAAUACUUGGAGAACAGCAGCCGUGCUCUUGCUGUUUCCUGCGAUGCUGCUUGUCUCCAUCCUUUUGCUGAUUUGCCGGAUUGUUUUAGAACCAACUGGUCUUCAACAUGAGCUGCGAGUCCUGCUUUUGGGCAUUUACGGUUGGCAGCCGGAUGAAAAGAAUUCGCUGCAAGUCAAGGCCUACAGAGCUAAAGAUUGUGUCAUCCAUGUCUUUGUCCCGGUCGAGCCCAGUGAAGAGCCAGCCAGUCAACGCGAGGCCUUGAGGGAUUAUGCGACUCUGAAGCAGGAGAAAGAAGCUCUGACACAGGAGAAAAUAGUUCUGAAACAGGAGAUUGCAACCCUGAAGGAGAAGAAGGAAACACAGCGGAAAGAUCAUCAGAAAGAUGCACUUCAUAUGAAGGAACGCCAAAAGGAGUUAGAAGACGAAUUGAAAGAGAUAGAACAAGAAUUAGAAGACACGAAAAACGAAUUGGCAGCUGCACGAGAGCCUGAUGGAAAUGCUCGGAGGGAGGAGUAGCACAGAGCCUCGCCCGGAUCUCGGAUGUCAUAAACGUUGGUUGUCUCAACGUCCCAAUGUGGACCGUGAGAGAGCAUCCUGCAACUUUAAAAGCUGGAUUGUUGCAGGCGUUGGAUGGAAAACACAGCACAUUUACUGAACCAGCAAGACUUGUAUGUUUUGCCACCUGAUCAGCUUAGUUUUGCAGCAGAUGGGUCACUG